CUUUUUUUUUUUUUAAUGUUUUGAAAGCAAAAUCCCAAGAAAUCCUGAAUACUUGUACCUCGUAACUAUCUCCAUAUCUCUGUGUUUCCUGGGCCUCGCUGAUUUCCAGUCUCUCUCCCAGAGGAAACGAAGAGCAUGAAGAAGAAUGAGAACGAGCAGGGGGCGGAGGUGAUGCUUUCGAAACCCCGAAGACCGAGAUCCCGCGAGGUGAGCUCUCGGUUUCUCUCUCCAACUUCUGUUAUCACCUCGCAGGAAACAACGGGACUCCCAUCUCCAAACAGUCAAUCUUUCUCACCUAUUCGACGCAAACCCAAUGCUUCCACCAAUACUAAUCCCCGCAGGCAACGGAGCCUUGAGGAAUCCGGAAUCCUACAUGGACUAUGGCCUUCAUUGGCUACUUCCUCUUCUUCUUCUUCUUCGUCGUCGUCUAAGUCAACGAAGAGUUCGGGUACUCUGGCCGAUCAUAUUGGAAAUGAGAGGCUGAAAGACGAGAAAAAUGAGAAGAAAACGGCGAAAGGACCCGACGGCCCUUUCCUUGGUAGGCAAACAAGUUGCAGCGAGUUCAGUAGGUUCGAGACAGAGAAGGAGAUCAGCACCAAAGAAAAUCACAGACCAAGUCUUGGAGGGUCUAUGAGAUAUACGGGAAAAUUAGCGUUUCCGGGAAAAAGUUCUCAUCAUUCUUCGUCAUUGAAUUCGUCGUCUAAAACUUCGGGUAUUCUUCCUGGAAGAUUGUCCAUAGAUGAAAAUGAGAUGUUCCGGAAAACAUUUGGAAACUCGGAUUCUUUUACCAACACUUUGGAAGUGGACCCAGAGUGCUGCGAUAUGGGUUCCGGCGUGGCUUUCUGUUCUCCAGCUAUCGGAAAAGGUUCGGAACGCUUGCGUAAAUUCGACACGGAAGUUUAUUCCAGGUAUAUGAAGGAUAUAUCUGCAAUGCGCGUUUCAGACUUGAAUAUUCCGAACCCAGUAUCGUCGGAUAAUUUUCCAGGGCCAAACAAGUUUACCAUAAGAAAUGCAAUCAAGAGGGUGAAUUCGUUUACGGGUGCCAAGUCACAGUGGGCAUUGUCGCCGGGGCGAUCCGGCUCACCGCCAUUAAUGUCAGUGGAAAGUAAGGGGAAAUCGAUGCCAUUCUCGAGCUUGAAGCCUCCGAGCAGUCCCUCGAGGGCAACGGGCGUGGAGAAAUUGCUCAACAUGGGAUUGGACUUGCUUAAACGUAAGAAAUCUUCUUCAUCUAGCUCGCUGUCGAUGCAGCCGGGUAAUUUAGAAAACGUUCAUCAACUUCGGCUACUUUAUAAUCGGUUGUUGCUAUGGCGGUAUGCCAAUGCUAGAGCUGGGGCUGUGAAUGGGAGCAUAACCAUUCAGGCAGAGAGAAAAUUUAAUUGUGCUUGGGAUGCUCUCACAAAGUUGCAGCAUUCUGUGGCAGAGAAAAAAUUACAGCUUGAGAAGGAAAGGCUUGACAUGAAGCUGAACAACAUACUCUCUUCCCAAAUUAAGCUAUUGGAAGCCUGGGGAGAUAUGGAAAGGCCACACAUAUCAGCAGUUUCCAGGACUGUUGAGUGUCUGCGCGCUGUUGUCAGCAGAGUACCCCUCACAGAUGGUUCAAGUUUGGACAUAAAAUUAGCUAAAAUUACAGUUGGAAGGGCAUUGGAUCUCACAACUUCCAUCAAGUCGAUUUGUACUAAUCUUGCACCCUCGGCUGAGAACACUGUUACCCUGCUAUCCGAAUUAGCAGAGGUCGUUGCUCAAGAAAAUUUGCUUUUAGAGGAGUGUCUGGAACUUCUUAGAACCACAUCUACCCUCGAGCUUCAAGAAAGAAGUCUCAAGUGCAGCAUUAUUCAACUGGAAUUAUGGCGGCAACAGCAGCAGCAGCAGCAACAAAAAAAGGAAGAGAUCCCUUUGUAUAUACUUGAAGUUUAGCCUUUGGGGACAAAGUUGGUGGAGAUCCGCAUGUAAAUUUUGUGAUAGAACAUACAUAUGUUACUCAAUCUGAUAUUAUCAGUUUCUCCUGCAUUAUGUAUAGAUGAUUCAUUUCAAUCCGAUCUAAUAGUUUCAUUAAA
Messenger RNA from Carya illinoinensis, 2054 nucleotides. RefSeq names its product QWRF motif-containing protein 3-like. Gene Ontology annotation, cellular component: cytoplasm; nuclear microtubule; centrosome. NCBI's taxonomy places the organism in Eukaryota, Viridiplantae, Streptophyta, Magnoliopsida, Fagales, Juglandaceae. Gene Ontology annotation, molecular function: microtubule binding. Gene Ontology annotation, biological process: spindle assembly; centrosome cycle. The coding region runs from base 136 to 1914 and encodes 592 amino acids. The transcript is spliced from 6 exons. The record is from RefSeq and is a predicted model, not a curated record.